Messenger RNA from Phytophthora nicotianae INRA-310, 886 nucleotides. RefSeq lists its product as hypothetical. The coding region runs from base 29 to 844 and encodes 271 amino acids. The transcript has a single exon. Gene Ontology annotation, biological process: ribose phosphate metabolic process; nucleoside phosphate metabolic process. The record is from RefSeq and is a predicted model, not a curated record. Gene Ontology annotation, molecular function: hydrolase activity. NCBI's taxonomy places the organism in Eukaryota, Oomycota, Peronosporomycetes, Peronosporales, Peronosporaceae.
GUGCGGUCCACAACGUCAGUUGACCACCAUGCUGGUUGCACGCUCUCUGCGUCGUAGUGCUGCCGUCUUCCACGUUCGCAAUGUGCCUUCAAGCUCCGAGUCAUAUCGUGCUGCAGCUCCAGUGUCGUCCGCGCGGUUUUUCUCCUCUGAACGUCACAAUACAAAGCUCCCGCGGGUGGUAUCGGAGCAAACGCUGUUCGAGAACCCGUGGAUCCGCCUCAAGCGCAUCUUGUUUCUGGACGCCCACGGCUCCGAGCGGCAUUGGACGGGGCUUGAGCGCACUACGACCUAUCCGAAGACUUCAUCUGAAGGUGUUACAGGCUCCACAGAGUCGGCAGAAGCUCAGGAACAGGACACACAGGAAAUAUGCGACGCAGUGGUGGUAUUCCCGUUCCUGACCAAGCAAGGAGCUCCGACUCGCGUCGUGCUGAUCCGCCAGUUCCGACCACCAGUGGGUCAGUGGGUCCUGGAGCUCCCGGCUGGGCUUAUUGACGCAAAAGAAGUACCAGAAGUGGCUGCUAUGCGAGAACUUAAAGAGGAGACUGGCUACGUCGGCUCGCGUGUGCUGCACAUGGGCCCGCCAAUGGUGAACGAUCAAGGCGUAACAAAUGGAAAAUGCAGACUCUUGCUGGUGGAAAUACGCGAUGAAGAGCAGCAGUCUCCACUGAAGCAGCAGUUAGAACCAGACGAGAUAAUUCACGUUGUACACGCGCCGCUGGAAGGUCUUGUGGACUGGCUAGAGGCUCGCAAACUCCGUGAGAAGGAUGCUAUCGACGCCAGACUAUACUCGUACGCGCUGGGCCUUCACGCAUUACCCCGCGGACUCGGGAACAGUGCUAACUAGACUUUCGUAGAUCAAGUUCAAUAGAUAGUUAUUCUCCACACG